CGUAGAAAUUCAUUUCUUAAUGCGAAGUAUAAUUUCAAUAGACGCGCCACGCAGUUUAUUUGAAAACACGAGAGGAACGAGACAUAUUUUCAAUCGUUCCCGAUUAAAAUGAUGUGGCUAAGGAUAUUUCUUCUACUCUUUAUUUUGGGAUUUAUAGACAUAGGCUAUACAAGUGCAAAAAGAUGGUCGUCUUCAUUACGCUUCGGCAAUAGUCGUUCAUCUUCAAGUCAUCGAAUUUCUAAGCCUACAUUAUCCUCGAGUGGAGGAUAUUCUUCAAGAGGACACGCUUCAGCUUCGCCAAAUCAUGAACAAAUUUCGUCGAUAAAUUCAAAACCAUUAAAUACUGGACAUAUCAGAGGAAGUCCAGUUCCACAUCAACAAUCAAAUAAAGAUAUAAAUACACCAUUUUUACAUGGCGAAGGAGGGGGAGCAAUAAAGCCAAAAACUGACGUAAAUCAUCAGACGUCUAACAUAGGCUUUAACGCGAACGCAAAACCACCAUCACCUUAUACUCCGUCAGCUCCAAUUAUACCAAUUCAUGACUCAAAGCCUCUUUUUUCGUCUGCACCACCUCAAGCACCAUCUUUUGGACACUCUGGUACACAUGUUAAUCAAGGAUCUGGUAUUCCUACACACCAAUCUCCAAUUGGAUUUAAACCGGACGUAUAUCCUAACAAUAAUUCGCCAAUUGGUUUUAAAUCAAGCGUAUAUCCCAACAACAAUUUCGGAUCGCAACCUUCACAUCCGCAUAAUCCUCCAUCAUAUCCAUCACCUUCAAUGCCUUAUCCAAGUCAAACAAUUCCUCAUUCUAAUCCUGGAAGUCCAUUUAUACCUCCGAUGUCACAACAACCGUUUGGUGGUCAUUCAAUGAAUUAUCCGCAAGGACAUCCUUCAUUUCCUGUAACACAUAAUUAUCCAUUACAAUCCGGUGUUCCACAUUAUCCAAAUAUGCAAACUAGUCACCCAAUGAAUAAUCAUUAUGCACCUGGUGGUUAUGCACCUGGUGGUUAUGGACCUGGACCUGCUUCCUAUCCUCAACAACAAGGACAAUAUCUUGCUCAGCCUGCAGCACAACCUUAUAUACCAGGACAAACGGUAUUAAUGGUUCCAGGCCAGCAAAGUAGUGGUAGAGGUUUUGGUGAUAUGAUUAAGGAAGCUUUGGUAUUUUCAACUAUCAAUGCUGGCGUAAAUAGACUGAUAAAUCCUCAUCAACAUUAUUACGAACCUAAACCAAGUGGUACCGAAGGUUCAACUGGUGGUAGUACUGGUACAACAACGCACAUAACUUACAACAAUCAAUAUUUUAACAAUUAUCCUGUCAAUGGGACAAAUGGAACAAUGGAUCCACAAAAUAUGGGUUCUCCUCCAAAUCCAAUGUAUAAUCCUACUGGAUCGAAUCCACAGCAAAAUUCAGCUAUACCGAUAGCUAAUAGCGGAAUUUAUUAUCCACCAUCUAAUAUCCCUGAUAUAUCGAAUGGGAACAAUGUUAGAUCACCGAAUCAAUUAGGUGUAACAGGUGUUUCAAUGGUUACAAAAAAUGAUACAAAUUUGUACGUUCAAGGAAAUGAUUCUAAUAAGCAAAUAAAUAAUACAACCGCUAAUAUGGCUGAUAUUUAUCAAUAUAUUAUUAGCGAUAGUGAUCUAUAUAAAAUAUCGGAAGAUCUAUUUGCCCAAGAGGAACACAAUCUAACUAAAUAUAUAAUAAUGAAUUUGCAAGCUCGUUCAAACCCUGGUAACGUAACAGACGUCGCUGAAAGACAACUAUUGUACGUACAAUCAGAUGCAUACAAUAUUUUAACGAUCAAAGUUAUUCGCAUGUUGUACGAGAAUUAUGAACGUAACUCAAGUAAAAAAGAAAACAGAACUUUCGAAAAACGUAUGGAGGAAAAUAUUUUCUUGGAUGUUAUUUUAAAUACGAAUGUUAUGCACACAGCGAUGAAAUGGUUGUCAUCACGUGGCUUCAUUGAUCCCGAUGAUUUUGAAAGAAAAGACAUUCUACGUCACAUUUGGUUCACCCAAUUUCAUGGCACUUCUUCAGGAUUUGAACGUGUCUUUGCGUCAGAGAUUUAUGGUGAUACCGAUAUUUUAGGUGUCCAAGAUUGGAUCUAUUUUAAUCACGAAGAAUCAUCGAAAAAUAUCAAUUAUAUGGGAUACGUUGAUAAAAUGGAUCUUGGAAACAAAGCUUCACUAGUUAAAUUAAAUUUCAAUAUGAAUGGUAUCAUCAGACCAAAUGUCACGAUAUUCGUAGGUACAACACCGGAACUUGAAAUGGCCUUAUAUACGAUAUGUUUCUAUGCUAGACCAAAUAAUCUAUGUCCAGUAUCACUUGGUAAUACUAAGUUCAAUAUUUAUACUCAUGCCUUCAGAUACUUUGGAAAGGAUCUCAUAGAUCUCGCUUUACCAAUAAUUUAAAUAUAUUUCAACUAAUUAAGUAGAUAAAGUAUAAAUAAAUAAGAUACAGAAUUAUAUAUAAUAAAUAAACAAAAUAUUAACAAUUACAAAUAUUUGAAAA
Messenger RNA from Vespa mandarinia (Asian giant hornet), 2512 nucleotides. RefSeq lists its product as uncharacterized. NCBI's taxonomy places the organism in Eukaryota, Metazoa, Arthropoda, Insecta, Hymenoptera, Vespidae. The record is from RefSeq and is a predicted model, not a curated record. Gene Ontology annotation, molecular function: RNA endonuclease activity.